CAGUUGUGCAGUACUCAAGUCUACGCCCUAUGUCAAGCUGUUAUAUAUUUGAGACAGCAGCUAGGAUCCGCAGAUUGACAGCAACACUCUUUACCUUGUUUUUAUCCAUUUCGUUCCCCCUCCUCACUCCGGCUGGUUGGUUCUUCAAGUGAGGACCGUUCUUUGAACUCCUUUGCAAAGAUGCUGUCUAACAAAAUUGCCCGGCAGCUUGGGCAUCCCACUCAGUCUCUGAUAGGAUGGGUGCUGUCCAAGGUCUUCAACAGGAUGAACUGGGUUUUGGAGGAGAAUGCUGUCAAGAUGUGUGGGAUUUCUCCAAAUGACACAGUGCUGGAGCUAGGUCAUGGGCCGGGCUUGGGCCUGGAGGCUGCUGCUCGGCUCCUCUCAGGACCCAACGGGAAACUUCUUGGAGUCGACCAUUCAGAAUAUAUGCACCAGACUGCUGCGAAAAGGAUGCAGGAUUUAAUCGCUAGUGGGAAAGUCACACUGCACCACUGUGAUGUAGCAAGCAUGCCCUUUCCAGACAACAGUGUGGAUAAAGUAUUUCACUGUAAUUGCUACUACUUCUGGCCUGAUCUGCGGGCUGGGGCUGCGGAGAUACACCGCGUCAUGAAACCUGGUGGACUGAUGGUGACUGCACUCAAUCUGAGCCGAGUAACUACAGUGGCAUCUAGGGGGUGGAUAAAAGGGAAAAACUGGCGUCCUGAGGUCUACAUGGAGGCUCUGAGGGACACCGGCUUCACAGAUGUCUUUAUUGAAGACAAAAUAGACAAGUUCAUCACCUUUCAAGUUAUGUUUGCUACUGCUGCUAAGUGAGAUGGGUUAACUGAAGGAAAUAGAUAUAUCAAUGUUAAGCUGCCAAAGUCUGUCAUUGAAAAUGAUGUAUACAAAGAAUUCUGCAUUAUAGCCGUACAAUAAAGAUGGUCAUUACUUUAGUGGACCCUGGUUUGAAA
Molecule: messenger RNA, 950 nt
Organism: Chanos chanos (milkfish)
Lineage: Eukaryota; Metazoa; Chordata; Actinopteri; Gonorynchiformes; Chanidae
Exons: 4
Coding region: 181-813 (210 amino acids)
Biological process (GO): sterol biosynthetic process
Cellular component (GO): endoplasmic reticulum
Molecular function (GO): sterol 24-C-methyltransferase activity
Source: RefSeq, a predicted model, not a curated record